Molecule: messenger RNA, 1087 nt
Organism: Anopheles coustani
Lineage: Eukaryota; Metazoa; Arthropoda; Insecta; Diptera; Culicidae
Exons: 4
Coding region: 187-747 (186 amino acids)
Source: RefSeq, a predicted model, not a curated record
GCCACUGACGUGCGAACAACAAAAGUUGUCACUUUUAUAUCAACUUACCUGUAGCGUGUCGAUCACUGAUAUCUCUGUGCCAUUAGGUUUCCGGUCUGCUGAUCACGGCUCAUUUCUGCCGGUAAUCGAUUUGUGCGGUACUUUCGGCGUGACCAAGGUGACAUCUUCAACAGCCCAACACGAACUAUGGCUGUCCACGCAUAUAGUAGUGCAAAUCCCUCGGCAAAUGGGAUCGUGAGGUUCAGUUUGCUGCUGCUUUGCAUGGGCAUGCUUGGAUUGGCAUUCGCUUGCAACGGUGGCUACAAGGUCAGGGUGAAGAAGAUCGAAAACUGUGCUGGACCGGACGCGGUUAUUACGGCCGACGAGAACUUUACGGUCGUGCUGACCAAGAACUGUGAAAUUAAGUCCCGUGGUUGCGUGCGGUUUAAGGACUUCAAAACGGCCAACGCCAAGUAUACGAUCAGCAAGGAUGGAGUGCAAGUGCUGCAGGGGUCGAUGGACCUCUGUGAUCAGGCAUCGCGUCCAAGGCGCACGGAGCACAUCGCCGAGUUGCUGCGAAGUCUUGGUGUACCGGAAAAGUGCCCCAUAAGUGCGGGAGAAAUUUGCACCGAACCAAGUCAAGUGGUAAACAUCAAUCGCUUCAAGCAGUACCUUCCUCUGGCCCGAGGUGCUAUCGGUGUAGAUGUGGCCGUACAACACGAUUCGGGAAAAAGCUGCUUCAAGAUACGCUUUGACAUUACCAAGUAACAACUUCAGAGCUGCGCUUCCAACUUCAUCAGCAACAAUCCUCCUAUUGUCAAAGGCUGGUAAACGUGCAACAGGAUCAAACAAUCAUUUAACGGUUGGCCAUCCAGAACCUUCUGAGCAGUUUGGCGUAAACCGUGAUGUGAUAACAGUUGAUUGUAAAAAUAAAAUACACCAAUAUCGCAAUGUUAUUUCACGAUUACUAUCGAUUAACCUAAAUUGGUUCUAUAAGUUAAUUAGGGGCUGUUAUUUUCUACAAAAAUCUUUAAUGUAAUGAUUCUUCAUCUAUCAAAACCAUUCUUUGAACACGUAAGAGAAUAGCAUUGCUUACCUUAGUAUCGAG